Messenger RNA from Eupeodes corollae, 734 nucleotides. It is a transcript of the gene Gr59d, whose product is annotated as putative gustatory receptor 59d. The coding region runs from base 105 to 734 and encodes 209 amino acids. Gene Ontology annotation, cellular component: membrane. The transcript is spliced from 2 exons. Lineage: Eukaryota; Metazoa; Arthropoda; Insecta; Diptera; Syrphidae. The record is from RefSeq and is a predicted model, not a curated record. Gene Ontology annotation, biological process: sensory perception of taste.
UUUAUCAAUUAAUUGGUGGCUCAGCAAAAGAUUGUUUGUGGGGGGUUAUUUAUGGAAUUGGCGUAAUCACAACAAACGCAGUAGAAAAUGAAAUAAAUUUUGGAAUGGUGUACGGGUUGUAUCUGUUUAAAUCAAUGAAUUUUCAUCUUUUAUCAAUCGUGGAGGAAAUUGAAGUUUUGCUUGAAAAUGAUAACAAAAGUGCCGUGAAUGAAAAAACUAAUUUUGUGUGUGGUGAAUUUUUGAGAAUAGCAAGAAUUCACAGUGGAGUAUUGAAGCUCAUGGUCGAAUUUAAAGACUGUUUUCAAAUGAGCAUAAUGUUAAUUUUGCUGGAAAUUAUUGUUUCGCAGUUUAACUAUGCAUUUGUAUUACUUGUACUUUCGGAUGAUACUUUUGAAAAUGCAGGUUUUCUAUUUGUUUGCUCAUCAUUGGCAUUGGUAACGGCUUUUUUAAAUCUAUGGCUGCUUACUCGUAUUUGUGGCGAUAUAAUUGAUUCGUGUAAUGAACCAGCAGAUAUUUUAGGACUAUUACCACAGCAUGUUUUAGUAAAUGAUCAACUGGAAAAGAUGAUACAAAGUAUGAGUUUGAUGAUUAAGCAAGAGAAAAUGAUUUUGUCAAUUUACGGCUUAUUCGAUUUAGAAUGGGCUACAUCAUUCGUUGCUACGAAUACAGCUCUGGAUUAUUUAAUACUUCUUAUGCAAUAUGAUUAUUAUAGUUUUAAUUUUAAGUAUAAUUGA